Emiliania huxleyi CCMP1516 is the source of this 738-nucleotide messenger RNA. RefSeq lists its product as hypothetical. The record is from RefSeq and is a predicted model, not a curated record. Gene Ontology annotation, cellular component: nuclear speck; U2-type prespliceosome; commitment complex. Gene Ontology annotation, molecular function: pre-mRNA 3'-splice site binding; poly-pyrimidine tract binding. Bases 1 to 738 code for a protein of 245 amino acids. The transcript has 6 exons. Lineage: Eukaryota; Haptophyta; Isochrysidales; Noelaerhabdaceae.
AUGCCGCCUCGUGACUCCGAGCGGAAGAAGCACAGGGACCGGCGCGAUCGGGACCGGCGCGAGCGCAGCCGCGACCGGGGCAGGCGCCACGACGAGGAGGAGCCGCGCAAGCGCCGGUCCGGCUUCAGCUCCGGCUGGGACCUCUCCUCGAACCAGGCGCCGGCGUGGCCCUCUGCGGCGUGGGGCCCUCUGGAGAGAACCUCUGGAGAGAUCGCCGGCCAGCGCAGCGCGGCCCGCGCCGACCAAACAGGGCCCGACGUGGCGAUGCCGCUCAUCUCGCCGCAGCUGAUGCAGGAGACGCGGCUCGGGAGGCGCGUGUACGUGGGCAACACGCCUGCGAGCGCCCUCCUCCUCUUCGACGGCAUGGACUACCGAGGCAGGCAGCUCAAGGCUCUCUCCCUCGUCCACCCUCCCUCGCCGGGCACGCUGCUGCACUCGGCGCUCAACGGGCUCACACGCAUCAAGGGCGUCGUCUCCUCGGACGUGCCCGACGGGCCGAACAAGGUCUUCCUCGGCAACGUGCCAAACCACCUGACCAACGUCGCGCUCGGCACCAGCGGCUACGGGUCGGGGACCGCGGCUCCGCCCGCCCUGACGAUGAAGCCGCCGCCGCCGCCUGGAGGGGGCUACGGCGCACCAUCGCCGGGCGCCGGCGGCUUCAGCCCGACCAACCCGAUGGCGCGGCUUCCCGGGUUUGUCGCCGGCGGCGUCGUCCCAGCCACGAUGCGGCCACACUAA